CAGAGACGGAGGGCUGGAACGACAUGACUGAAGAAAAUAAUAAUACGGCAGCAACAGAUACCGACCAAACGGAGCAUAGCAACAUCAUCACCAUCCAAGCCACACUUGGGGACGAAGAUGAGGAUAUUCAUAAAUGUGGCAGAUGUCUGGAGGAGUUUUCUGCUCUGGAUGCUUUCAUCCAACAUAAACUCAAAAGGAGCUGCAAGCGUCUUCUGCAAGACCAUCAGACCACUAUUGAGUCUGAAGUAUGUGCUUCCACUGAGGUGACACUAGGUGAAAAUGGGUGCUCAACUGACGAGAUCGGGGUGUCCAACACAGUCAAUGGAGAUAAAAGUAGGUCUGCUAAAGGAAAAAAGAGAGACCGUUCGUCAGGAGACGAGGAAAGCUCCAGUCCUGCUAAACUGGCUUUAAAGUUAAACGAAGAGGGACGAUACAUUUGCGAGAUAUGUGAAAAGACUUUUAAAACGACAAAUAUUCUGAGAACGCACAUGUUUACGCACAAUGAAGAGAAGGACUUCAAGUGUGAAAUAUGUGAGACUGCUUUCAGGACCAAGGGCUCAUUGAUCCGUCACAAACGUCGCCACACAGAUGAGCGUCCAUACCGCUGCAAUCAGUGUGGGUUGGCGUUCAGAGAGUCCGGAGCUCUAACGAGACAUCUGAAGUCUCUCACGCCUUGUACCGAGAAGAUUCGUUUCAAUCAGUGUAAAGAGAUACUUGUCAGCAAGGAUGGAGCUCGGAAAGUUCAACAGGUGCCUCCUGACCCUGAGAAGGAGCCGAUUCCUGUUGUGAGUGUGGUGGAAGCUUACCAGGAGAUCAUCCAGAUCCAGGUGGUAGAUGAGAGUGGACAAAUACAACAGGUUGUGUCCCAGCCACAGACUGCAACUGUGGUUGAAGCAGACAAUCUAAUCUGCCAGGCCAUUAUAAACUCUGGCAUUGCUUUGGAAACAGAAGCCUCAGAGGCGGCCGAGCAGGCAGAGGCUCGGUCACCUAAAGCGAUCCAGCAGGCUCCUGAGGCUGCGGCCAGACUCACUGAGAUCCAGGUGACAGAAGAGUGUGUGGAGACAGUGGCCGAGGAAACACUGGAAUCCUCCACGAAGGAAGGAAAACCCUCUGAAUCGAAGUUAUACAAAUGUCCGCACUGUGAACGAAUGUUUAAGACAUUGGCAUACCUGCGGGUUCAUGUAAAAGGGCAUGUUGGUUACAAGCCAUUCAAAUGCAUAAUAUGUCAGAAGGAUUUCCUGACAGGCUACGUGCUGAAGAAACACAUGGAAACGCACGUCAGUCAGCGGCGGUACAAAUGUGGAGAAUGUGGCAAACUGUUUAAAGCCAUGGGACAUGUGCGGGAACACAUGAGGGCGCAUUCAGAUGAACGGCCAUACCACUGCAACUUCUGUGACAAGAGCUACAAGACCAAGAAUGCUCUGCAGGUGCACCAUCGUACACAUGCGGCUGAAAAGCCAUACUCGUGUCCGCACUGCUCCAGUGGGUUCCGGGAAAAGAGCGCUUUAGUGCGCCAUAUCCGACAUCAUACUGGAGAAAAACCCUUCAAAUGCUCGAACUGUGGGCGGGGCUUUGCUGAGCAUGGAACACUUAAUCGUCACAUGAGAGCUAAAGGAGGCUGUUUUUCUGUGCAGCAGAAGGACUCCGAACACACCGGGAGCUCUGAGAAACAGGAGGUGACCACAGAAAGUGUCUCUGCCACCAUCAUAUCAGAUGAUCCUCAUGCUGUCCUGGUGGAGUUCUCCUCAGUAGUGGCCGACACUCAGGAAUACAUCAUAGGGGCACCAUCUGAGGAAGCAACUCAUGAGGAGGGCGUAGAAAUCAUUCAAGACAAUCAACAGCCGUUGGACAGCAACAUCAUGAAUGUGGUGCAACAGAUCGUGAGCCAAUCACACGGAGGCCACCAGAUCAUCGUGCGUAAUGUGUCCGCUGACGAAACCCCCGGCAUCUCCGACUGCGGAGACACCAUCACCAUCGCCACACCGGAAAGUUUAACUGAACAGGUUGCCAUGACACUGGCUAAUGCCAUUAGUGAUGGCACCAUACUUACCACUACCACAGAGGGCACCGAUGAGAUGCCCCAGACCACAGUUACCAUGGUAGAGACCGAGAACAUUGAGACAAUCGAACAGGAGGAGCAAUACGUCAUUGCUUCGCCCGAUGAAGUGGAAAUUCAGACUGUUGUAGUGGUCUAAGAUGGCAAACAAUUGAAAGGUUUUAUUUGUUUGGUAGGUGAACAGCCGUGGUGUAGCAUUUCAAUUCUCUUUGAGGCCUUAUUCUUCAUAGUGCUACACAAGUUUUACACUUAAAGCCAGCAAGUGGAAGCCCGUUUGUCUGGUAAAUUGUACAGGGGGAAAAUGUCAGUGUAAAUAAGGAUUUGUGUUUAGCUUUAAAAUGGGCUACAUGUUUUACUGAAUUAGCAUAUAUUCGUUUUCAACAGACAGAAAAAACGAAUUACAUUGUUUGUUCUAUCUGGUUUAUUUUCACUCAUUGCAAUAUGCAUGAACUUUUGUGUACAGCUGAACUGUCAUUUUAACAAAUCCACUGUCAGGUUGCUUUGCGUAUACUUAUACCGGAUAUGACUAUCAUCUGUACUCAUCAUGAAUACAUAACAUAUUGCUGCCAUUAACAGGGCCUAUAGGAAACAUGGCUGGGAAUGAAAGUACAAAAUACAAACAUUAAAUAUAUUUUUA
Xyrauchen texanus (razorback sucker) is the source of this 2693-nucleotide messenger RNA. RefSeq names its product E4F transcription factor 1 (gene e4f1). The record is from RefSeq and is a predicted model, not a curated record. Gene Ontology annotation, molecular function: DNA-binding transcription factor activity, RNA polymerase II-specific; RNA polymerase II cis-regulatory region sequence-specific DNA binding. NCBI's taxonomy places the organism in Eukaryota, Metazoa, Chordata, Actinopteri, Cypriniformes, Catostomidae. Gene Ontology annotation, biological process: regulation of transcription by RNA polymerase II. Gene Ontology annotation, cellular component: nucleus. Bases 24 to 2195 code for a protein of 723 amino acids. The transcript is spliced from 14 exons.